GUUUCCUGUUUGUCUACGUAUUUUAUCUGGGAGACCAUGACGUAAAUGCAUGCACAGCUUAUCACUUCUCUACUUCUCAAGCGACGACGUGGGAUUGGUUUGAAGUUUGAUGGAAAGAAUCAAGGCAAUUCUUGAAAAAGAAGGAUUUGGGCUAAUUUGGCAGCCAAGGGAUGAGAAUGCAUUUUACUACAUCAUUCAAGCAAUUAAGAACAAUUCAGAAAAAAGGUCAUGGUGGGAUAUGAGAAAAACAAAGAACGAAAUAUUUGAGUUUGAAUUGCAGUAUGCCUUGUAUUUUCACCUUUUUCUCACUCAGUGUAUUGCAUGUGACGGGGGACAUCCGGCAGAAGAUUGCUUAGAGAAGGACUUUAAACAAUCCCGGGCAGAGAAAAGAUCCCCCUCUCCUAGAGAAAUAUUUGCUACUUCUGAAGUUUUGCAAAGAACAAUAUGCUUGUAUCGGAUAUGUGCUUUAUCUGUAAAAACUAUCAAGGACUUCCAGGGGUUUAUUUUUACUCCCUUUCUGCGAAAUAUGUGUACAUUAGAACCAAUCUGCAUUGUCAUGUUAGAAAGAAGUGACGGUUUUCCUGAUUUUGGUCUGAUUGAUUUCAAAUCUCAUGAUGAAAAGAUUUUAAGCACCUGCCCUGGUGUUCUCCUAAAUUUAGAACACAAGGAUUGCUUGGGAUUCAAAUUUACAAAUAAUUAUGACCUUCUUUUUACCAGAUCAUCUUACGGUCGUGAUGACCAUGUCACUGAUUUAUUUAGAAGAAUUAGCUUCGAGGUGUAUAACAACGACGAACAUUUCGUUCGUAUUAUACACGCCAUCUGCGACAUUGAGCUGAAAGAAGACAAUGUAGAUGUUUUUUACAAGUAUGCAGAAGAAUCUUUCAGAGAAGACAUCGAGCUUGACGAAAAGGAGCGUCUUCUAAGAGAACACGUAGAAAAAGUUCGAUCGCAAUCAAAAGACCCUGGAAAAGGAGAAAUGCUUGCCUUAUCAUCAGUUUUGAACGCCGAUAUUUUCAUUGGAAAGGAAAAUAGAGACUGUUGGGAGCUUUACAUGCCUGUUACAAGUACAUAUGCCAGGUGUCAUCAUUCACCUAUUCUCUUACAUGUAAUAUUACAGAAUCAAGAUUCCUCCUGUUAUAAACCGUAUAUCACAAACAAAAACGAAUGCGCCUGUUGCCAAGAUAAACCAUUUAUUCUGGGACACAUCGGAAUGGUCGCAGAAAACCUUCAUCAAACAGUCUUCAGAGCAUCAUGCUGUCCCUCCUCCAGGCACGCUUUCCACAAACAUCUUGACCACAUUCCUAACAGUAGAACAACUUGGCCAGAAAGAGAAGAUUUUUUCGCACCAAAUGAAUUCAUCCAGAAUGCGUUAGACAGACUUUCAACAGAGGGACGGCGAAUUGAUCAGAUAAAUGGAGGAAAUGGCACUCUUACAUGCGCAUUGAUCAAGGAAAUAUAUGAGCAGAAAGAAUCCUUUCCGAGUGAUAUACUUGAUAUACUUGAAAAUGAAAACACUAAACUCGAUGAGAAACUGCAAAGAGUCGCUGAUUGGAGCAGCUUACCGAUUUAUAUCUUCAAUAUGAUAAUCAUGAACAAUGAGCAUCGUCCAGUGUUUCAUUGGACUCGAUUUGAACCAACGACUUUGAUCCAAACACGCCAAAGAAGACCAUGCAGAUUUUACAUCACUUUGUUCUUUGACCACUCAAAUGAUGUUUUUAAUAGAAUCAUUCCAAUAGGAGGAUGCAAUUGCAAUUUGCCACCCCCAGUAUCGCUUUUGCAGACAAUAGCAGAACUUGAAACAAACAUGCUUCCAAUAGAACCUGACAGCAGGCACAGGAUAUUUGAGUCAUACUUUAGUGAGGUGCCGAAUGAAAGCCUGUACUGCACAGAAAUCCGAGAUUUCCCUCCGUGUUCACCAUAUUCUGGACUUCGAACUGUCCAGCUGAGACCAGAUAUGAAAGAUAGGACAAUAGAUUUUGUGGAAUAUUCUGAUCAUUCCCUGCUUCGAUGCCUCAGUAAGGAAAUAUUUGGAACUGAGCAACAUUGUGAAUUCCUCCUGAAAGAGCUAAGCAUAGAAAUUCUACAAAACACUAAUUCCUACCUGCCAUUCCUGGAAAACAUCACCAAAUUUAUUUUUGAGAAAAAGUUUGGGAAAAUGAAAGGUUCUGAAAAAGAAAUAAAAGAGUUGGUAACAUUCGCAAUUUCACGAAUUGAAGAUGAUUUACCGACUGGAGACUUCCUACUUUGGGUAAUUAGCACAUUUUUCCAAAUUGAUGUUUUUGUGCUACGAUUUGCAGAAUCGCAGUCAUCUGCAGAAAGUUACUGGACUGAAUAUUUCCCUCUGCGAGAGAAAAAGGACCGAUAUGAAAAUUCUAGAAAAAGACAAACGUUUCUGACAUUAAUAGAAACACAGACAAAGAGAUACUACAGAGUUGUAUCAAAAACUGACGUAUGCAACUGUGACCUUAUUGCUCCAACAGUUCCAAACAGAGUUCAGGAUCCUUUGUCUAUUUCUUCCGACCACGAUUGGAGAAUCACAAAGCAAAUGAGAAAAAUAGAGGCCAUGAUUGAAAUUGCCAAGGAUGCAAUAGACCGGUGGCUCAAAUGCAACCUCAUUCUUCAACAAACUUGUGACCAGGUAAUUGCCGAAAUGGAACUUCGUCGCCGAAACGUCAACGUUGCAACAGUAUCAGGCUCUUCUGCUGGUAUAGUUGGGGCUGUACUAACUGCUGUUGGGAUUGGUAUUGCCCCUUUGACAGCAGGAGCAUCUCUUGCCUUAUCCGUCACGGGUGGUGUCCUUGCAGUAACUGGCGGAACCGUUGCUGCUGGUGCAAAAAUUACCGAAACCGUCCUAAACACCAAAACGAUUGAGAUUCUGAAAAGAUAUCAAGAUGAAUAUCAGGAACUUUUCGAAACUGUGCAGAUCAAUCUGCGUUUACUGACAGAUGAAAUAAACAGGCUUGGCGACAUAGCAAGUGAAAUGAAAACUAAUCAAGAAAUAGAGUCUUUCGAUUUUGCAGCACUUCAAACUUUACCUGGGAUACUAAGAAUGGUUAAGGGGUUAACAAUGAUUCCAUUAGCACUACUACGAAUUUCUGCAAGGGGAAUAACCAUUCUUGGAGUAGUUAUAGGGCCUUUGUCCGCGCUGAUAGAUGUAGGUUUGCUAGCUUUUUCUAUCCGGAAUAUGAUUCAAAGAAACAAAACCGACGUGACCGAAAAUCUUCGAAGAAUAUCUGCCUCCCUCUACGGUUCAAGGAGACAAAUGCAUGCUUGGGCGUAUGGAAAUCAGAAGGUUUUCUUUCAUGAUUCAAAAUAAUUCUUGAGGACAUGACACCCAUUGAAUUAAAUAAGAGCACCUAAGAAUAUGAUUUUUCUAACUCAUAUUUUCUGUCGAUGUAUUGUUGCUAUGUUAUAAAAUUAAAAAAAAAUAAAGAG
Saccostrea cuccullata (small rock oyster) is the source of this 3435-nucleotide messenger RNA. RefSeq lists its product as uncharacterized. Gene Ontology annotation, molecular function: lipid binding. Gene Ontology annotation, cellular component: membrane; extracellular region. Bases 110 to 3316 code for a protein of 1068 amino acids. The transcript has 6 exons. The record is from RefSeq and is a predicted model, not a curated record. Gene Ontology annotation, biological process: lipid transport; lipoprotein metabolic process. Lineage: Eukaryota; Metazoa; Mollusca; Bivalvia; Ostreida; Ostreidae.